Messenger RNA from Pelecanus crispus (Dalmatian pelican), 191 nucleotides. The record is from RefSeq and is a predicted model, not a curated record. NCBI's taxonomy places the organism in Eukaryota, Metazoa, Chordata, Aves, Pelecaniformes, Pelecanidae.
GUGUCUGCCCCGGCCCGGUGUCUUCCUGGAACCACCAGCAGAUCCGCACAAAGGCGCGUGGCAAUGAGUAUCAGCCAAACAACCGCAAGCGCAAACGGACCCACGGCUGGAUCAAGCGCAUCAGCACGCCGGGCGGCAUCGAGGUCAUCCUCCGGCGCAUGCUGAAGGGCAGGAAGUCUCUCAGCCACUGA